AUGCAACGUACCCCCCUCCCCACCAUCAUAAUCUGCCACGGCAGCUACCACACUCCCACCCCCUACACCCCCUUUCUCAACCACCUCACCUCCCAAGGCUACGAGGUCCACUGCCCGCAACGCCCAACCAGCGACCUCACCCAACUCAACGUCGGCGACACGGGCAACCCGGACUUCGACCGCCCCCCACCGCCAACCGGCUACCCAAGCGACGCAGCCGACGUCGCCGUCAUCCAGACCCUCCUCGACCGACUCAUUGUCCAAGAGAACAAACAAGUCUUGCUCGUCGCGCACUCCUCCGGCGGGUGGGUCGCCACGCAGGCCGCCACCCCAAAGUACCACCCACGACCAUCCCCAUCCACCAAGACAUCCGCCGGCAUCCUCGGAAUCUUCUACUACGGGGCCUUCCUCGUCCCCGUCGGCGAAUCCGUAACAAGCUACUUCCAGCCCGAGGACGGAAGUUUCGUCGUCCCGCCUUUUUGUAAAGCUCACACACGCGGCCCUAAAGGUCUGCUCAGCACCGUCAAUGCCGCCACGUACAUGUUCGGCCAGCUGCCGCGCGAGGAGGGGCAGAAGUGGGCGGCCUCGCUCACGGCGGCGCCGAUCAUGACGGGGGUGUUGACGAACGAUGCGUACGCCGCGCUGCCGUGCGGGUAUCUGGUGCUGGAAGAGGAUCGGUCUCUGGCGGCGGCGUAUCAGGAGGGGAUGGUGCAGGCGCUGAAUGCGCGGUUGCGCGGGGAGGGGAGGGGUGAGGUGGUGGUGUAUCGGGCGGGGACGGAUCAUUCGCCGCAUUUGAGUUGGAUCGACGGGCUGGUUGACAUUAUUGGGGGGUUUGUGGGGGGGUUGGAUAGGUAA
Messenger RNA from Aspergillus uvarum CBS 121591, 855 nucleotides. RefSeq names its product alpha/beta hydrolase. The record is from RefSeq and is a predicted model, not a curated record. Bases 1 to 855 code for a protein of 284 amino acids. NCBI's taxonomy places the organism in Eukaryota, Fungi, Ascomycota, Eurotiomycetes, Eurotiales, Aspergillaceae. The transcript has 2 exons.